Kazachstania africana CBS 2517 is the source of this 513-nucleotide messenger RNA. It is a transcript of the gene MRPL49, whose product is annotated as mitochondrial 54S ribosomal protein bL21m. Bases 1 to 513 code for a protein of 170 amino acids. The transcript has a single exon. Gene Ontology annotation, molecular function: structural constituent of ribosome. Gene Ontology annotation, cellular component: mitochondrial large ribosomal subunit; ribosome. NCBI's taxonomy places the organism in Eukaryota, Fungi, Ascomycota, Saccharomycetes, Saccharomycetales, Saccharomycetaceae. The record is from RefSeq and is a predicted model, not a curated record.
AUGAUAUUACUGAACCCAGGUAUUUUGAAAGGACCAAAAACUUUGCUCGUCUCUCCUUUUGCCAAGUAUUUUUGUAAAAGGAACGGUAUCGUUCGCCACAUUUCUAAUGAAACCUCAAUAUUACGUACAGACUCAAGUGCAUCCCAACAAAAGAAGAUAGAUACGACACCUUUAAAGCUGUCCAAUGAAUUAUAUGCCAUUUUCAGGAUCCAUAACAGACCUUACGUAGUGACAAAGGGCGAUAAAGUAAUAUUGCCUUUCAAAAUGAAGCAAGCUGACGUAGGAGACACGUUACACCUGACUGAUGUGAUAACACUUGGCUCGCGAAAUUACAAAAUGGUUGAAUACCCAAUUGAUCGUUCAUUAUAUACCUUAACUGCUACUGUGUUGGAGAAAACCAAACGGAAAUUUCAUAUAAGAGAAGUGACGAAACGAAGAAAUAGAAGAGUCCGUCACGCCAAGAGCAAAGGAGAUUUAACUGUAAUUAGAAUCAGUGAAUUGAAAGUACAUUAA